This is a messenger RNA of Alternaria burnsii, 789 nucleotides long. Its product is annotated as 3-hydroxyacyl-dehydrogenase type-2. The record is from RefSeq and is a predicted model, not a curated record. Bases 1 to 789 code for a protein of 262 amino acids. Gene Ontology annotation, molecular function: oxidoreductase activity. NCBI's taxonomy places the organism in Eukaryota, Fungi, Ascomycota, Dothideomycetes, Pleosporales, Pleosporaceae. The transcript has a single exon.
AUGAAGAUCGCAGACCGCACCUUCCUCAUAAGCGGCGGCGUCUCAGGCCUCGGUCUCGCAACAGCACGCGCCCUGCAUGCCCAAGGCGCAUAUGUCUCGCUCCUCGAUCUCAACAGCAAAAACGGUGCCAAGAUCGCUUCCGAGCUGGGCUCACGCGCGCGAUUCUUCGAAACCGACGUCACAGACACAUCCGCCAUCGCAGCAGCAAUCUCAGGCACAGUAGCCUGGGUCGCAGAAACAGGAAAGCACAUCGGAGGCGUGGUAGCAGGAGCAGGAGUGGGAAUGCCCGGUUUGAUCAUCGACAAGAAGAACGAGCCGCUCAGUAUCGAAAGUAUUGAUUUCGUGCUCAACAUCAAUUUGAGGGGAACCUUGGAUUUGAUACGUCAAACGUUACCGCACAUGACGACUACGACGCCUUGCAGUCCCGAUGGCUCCCGUGGCGUCAUCAUCAUGAUCGCCUCCUCCGCUGCUUUCGACGGACAGAUGGGCCAGGUAGCUUAUGCAGCGAGUAAAGGCGCGGUAGCCAGUCUCACCCUACCACUCGCGCGCGAUCUGUCGAAAUAUGGUAUCCGCGCUGUGACAAUUGCGCCUAGUAUGUUCGAUAGCGCCAUGACGAAGAUGAUGAGCGACAAGGUGAAGGCGAGUCUGGAGAAAAGCAUGGAGUUUCCAAAGAGGGCGGGACAGCCCGAGGAGUUUGCGAGGUUGGUGGUGGAGUGUGUGGGGAACGAGAUGUUGAACGGGACGGUUUUGAGGUUGGAUGGCGCGAUGAGGAUGCCGGCGAGGCUGUAG